GUCGUUGUUCUACUGUCGAUUGCAACACUUCUGUGCCAGUUUGUUGUUAGUUAUUAUUUUGCCUUAGCUUUAGUAGCCAAAAGUAAUAUAUACAAAAUAUAUAAAAAAUAUACAAAAUACCAAAUAAAAAGUGAAAUAAGAAAACAAGGCGCUCCGCUUUUAUAACGAAACAAAGUGAGAUUCAGUGGUUUCGUCCGUUUCGCGUGUGUGACUCUGUGCUUUCAGCCAAGUGUUUGGUCUGGUCACCAGGCGAUCAGCGUCUAUCUUACGGAUACAUUUCACAAGAAUUUGUAAUAAAAGAGAUCAUAGAUCCGAUUUGGUGUUAAUCGAGAAAUAAAGCCGGCUUUUCAUUAACCCAGGACAAAUACACAAAAUAUUUUAAGCAAAGCGUCAACCGCACACUCCAACGCCGAACAAGCUCAAAGCAGCCACAAGCCUUGGCCCACGUACUUAGAAGAGAAUAUAGUCGCAUAGUCAAAUAAAUAGCGCGAACUGAUUCAUUCAAAAAAGCAAUUUAUAGCGAAUAAACUGCGAGUGAUUAUACAGGUUGUCGCACUCUAGAUAUUAGUGUAUACUAAAACAAAAAACCAUAAGAAAACAAAAAACAAAAAAAAAAAAAACAAAAAGAAACGCAAGUCAUACGCAUAAAUCCAAAGGAUAUUCUGAGCCCAAAGGUAGUGAUUAAAAACCGCCAAAAUUCUUCCCUUUGCAAAUUUUAAAAUACAACCACAGCCAAUGCACAAGAUGGCAGCACCGGCCGGAGCAGCGCCGACGGCGGCACUUGAGGCCCCACUAUCCGCCCCAAAGUAUGGCACGCUUAUACCAAACAGAAUUUUCGUUGGCGGCAUAAGUGGCGACACAACGGAGUCGGAUUUGUGCCGCGUCUUUUCCGCUUAUGGCAAUGUGAAGUCUACCAAGAUCAUCGUGGAUCGUGCUGGAGUCAGCAAGGGUUACGGUUUCGUCACUUUCGAGACAGAACAAGAGGCUCAAAGGCUGCAGACUGAUGGUGAAUGUGUCGUGCUAAGGGAUCGAAAACUGAAUAUAGCUCCAGCUAUCAAGAAACAAUCGAUCGUUGCAACGAAUGGUGCUGUCUAUUAUACAACAACACCACCGGCCCCAAUUAGCAAUAUGCCCAUUGAUCAAUUCGCCGCCACGGUUUAUCCGCCAGUUACUGAUUUUACAGCAGCCGGCGUGCCAACAAUUUACCCACCUUCAAUGCAAUAUCAACCAUUUUAUCAGUACUAUAGUGUGCCAAUGGUCAGUGCGGCGAAUGUACCCACCAUUUGGCCACAGAAUUAUCAAGGUAUUUAUCCAUGUUAAUUUUGAGGGUACUAACGACAGCAUCCAUACCCACAACUAUGAUCACACGACUACAAUAAACAACAAGAACAACAGCAACAUUGAUGCUACUACAUUUUAUGCGUAUAAAUAUUUGUAAAGAUGAAUAUUUAAUGUUUCUUGGUGACAGCCAAACAAAUUCACAAAUUGUAAGAGACACAACAACAAAGACACAACUUUAUAACAAUAGCUUCCUUUACUACUACUACAACUACAACUACAACAAUAUCUACGAGUUCGAAAACCGAGAAAUUAUGAGAAGAACAAAAUAGCAAAAACAAAAAAGGCGACAUAAAACAAUAAUUUAUUUGCGGCAAGAAGAAAUUGUUCGCUUUUUAAACACAAAAAAAUGAAGACGGUGGUGCAAAAUGUCGAACCGUUACACCGAUCAAUGCAUAGAUGGUAGGACACUAAAAAGUGCACUAGCAGCGGCAAAGAGGCGAUAAUAGUCGAGAGUCAGAAAUAGUCGAUGGGAUCAGGUCCAAGCAAGGAUGUUUUCUAACCAUAGUAAAGGCUGCUUUAGUCAUUAAAUAAUUCAACGUAAAAAAACAUGGACUGAAAUCAGGGCCGCCGUUUAUUAAGAGAAUGAUUUAAAAUACGCGCACAUACACACAAAUACAUACAUUACAAAACAUACAAACCUUUAAAGUACGACACAAACUCUUAUUUUAUUUGUGUACAUUAACAUGAAAACGUACAGUUUAGAUAUAGAAAAGUAUUGAUAAUUGAAAAUUAUGGAGAAGUUAAAUGAGCAAGUACGCGAACGUAAUAGAAGAAGAUGGAAAGAAAUACUAAAUUUUAAACCCAGUGAAACUAAGUAGUCUUACGUAAUGCUACAAAUCGUAUGUAUGUACAUAUAUGGAAAGAUAUUUAACUGCUACGUAUAGCGCCAGUAAUUGUUUAUUGUUUUCGAAAACAAUGUACGUAUAUGUUAGUAUUUUCGAAUUUCGAAAGUAUACAAAUACCAAAACGGUUUUGCCGUACCAUAACGAAUCGUAGUUAGUUAUAGAAAGCGGAGAAAGACAAGUUGGCAUGUUCGUAGUUUGUAGUGGAAAUAUGAAGGAAUGGUGAAUAUAUGAAUUAUUAGAACAAACAAAGAAAACGAAACUUGUUAUAAUGCGAAGCAACAACAAAAACCUAAAUUAUAACUAAAUAAGAAAAAAAUAUAUAUUAUUUAUUGAUUUCAAUUAUUACUAUAAUAAAUAUUAUACACAACUCUAUAUAUUGAUAAUGACAAAAGUAUAUAUUAUUACUAUUAUAUACUUAUAUAAAAUAUAUAUCUAUAUAUAUAUAUAUAUAUAUAUAUAUAUAUAUACAUUAGACAAAUUAUAUUUAAAGAAUUUAAAAUAAGAUACGACGAAUUAAAAACACCGGCUGGGCCUGUGAACCGGCAAACCCAAAAGCUGAACAUUUAAAAAACAACAAAUUACAGAUUACAAAAAAUUCAAAAAAAAAAUAUAUAUAUAUAUAUUAGUAUAACUUUUAUUAGUAUAAGACAUGAAUUAUAUAGUAGAAGAGUCACUCUUAAACACAAGCAACACAAAACGAUAUUGAACUUAAAACAGGAUUCGAAACUGUAACAAAAACAAAAAUAACUUAGAACAUCAAAAACUAGUAUGUAUUUAAUAAAAACAAUAAACAAACAAAUAUUGAAUAAAAUAACUAAAAGAUUAGUUCUUCUCAAAAAUCUUAUAUUGAACUAAGUAAUAAAUUAUAGUAUGAGAAAAACAAUAAAUUCGAAGAAACUAAGUUAUAUCGUAUUCAUACGUAUAAGCAUAUAGGCAAAGAAUCUGAGUAGAAUUAUAUACACAAUAUUACAAAGUGAAAAACAAAAAAAAACAAAAACAAAUAAAUAUUAAAGAAAAGCAAAAGUACAUAUACCUAAAUAUACAUAUACAAUACAUAUUUUAAGUGAGCAAAAUACACGUAUAUAAAUAUUGAUAUUGAUAAUUAUUAAAAUAAUAUACUUACAACGCAUAUUCAAAUAUUGAUAGACGAUAACCCAUGAAUGUAGAAUGAUAAACAAGUACACACUAAAAAUAUUGGAAAGAAAAUACAAAUAAAAAUACACUUAAAAGCAAAUGUAGGUAUAAACGCCACAACAAACAAACAAAAUAAGCAAUAUAAGCAUAUUGGAUGUGAAAUAAUAAAUAACAAAAGCUAAUUGAAAAUGCAAUAAUCGAUUAAAAUUCUAUUGUUAAGCAUUUAAAAAUAUAAAAAAUUAAUAACAGAAUUGUGAAAGCCAACUAAUUGAGUAGUUCGGUCGCCUAUGACUUGUUAACCAAACCAUGCAAUAUGAUUUCUAAAAUUCUUUGAAAUAAAAUUUAUAAAAAAGACAAUAUAGGCAAAUAAAUGCUCACUAAUAUUUGAACGAGAAGUCAACGGACCACCUAAGAGUGAAAAGCCCUUCCGAAAAGAGCGCUUAAUUGUUUGUAAACCAAAAAAUGUGAGACGAAAGUGAAAUAAUAGCAAAAAAGAAAAAAGAUGCGCAACUUAGAAUAAUAAUUUACAACUUCCUACGGCAAUAAUUUGCAAACUAAUUUAUUUAUGUAAAGCCGUAAAGCUUUUGCUUUUAUAAUAACAUAAAAUUUUCGAGUUGUAUUGUGUGAGCGACACACCCACACACACAGAAGCAUUGACGUUGUAAUCAUUUGAAUUAUAGGAAUUGAUAGUAAACUGAAAGUCAUUUAGUUUAUAAGAAAGUUUUUUUGUCUUAUUAAAUGUUGUUUUCUGUUUUUUUUUUUGAAAUCAUUACAAACAGUAACAUCGCAUACUUAUGCAAGAUAAAAAUGUGAAAAAAUAUUCAUAUGAAAAGACUCGGGGGGGUGUUUAUGUUACAACUUCAUAAAAAAACAUGAAUUAAAUUUUUUUUGAAAUUUUUAGUUUGCUUAAUUAUUAUGUUUACUUGUAGUUCUUUUUUUCUUUUUUGCAACAUCAACUUUUUUAUUUCAUUUUGUAAAACUUUAAAACACACAUAGAUUGUUCCUCAAACUCCGAAGAGUGUCUUUGAACGUUAACAAAACUUAAGCUUUCCUCAGUUGUAAAUUCAGGCGUCUGACAACCAUUUGAUGAAUUCUAUAUCCUUAUUAGUAGAAGAAAAAAUAUGUGUAUUACUUGAAAAUCUCAGAAAAUAUUUAUUAAGAACAAGCGAAUGCUGUAACAUAAACAAUUCCUCAAAAACACAUAGUAAAGUAUCCUAAGUGCCAGAAUUGUAACAGCUAUGAUAUCAAAAACAAGAAGAUCGUAAUUAAAAAGAAGGUAUUAAUUGGCAAUGUUUCAAUUGCGAGCAAAUUUCAUUAAUUUUGCCCAAAUUUCAAAAUAAUGCACUUGAAAUGAGUUGCCACCGCUGUCGAGGUCAAAAGUACCAAGCGACCAAUUUUCAAGAUUUUCAUUCUCUUGUCAAUUACCAAGUGUAGUACUGAAAAAUUGCCGUUAAUUUUAUAUAGUCUUUUGAUUAAUACAAAUAAGGGUGGUUCAAAAGCAACUAAAGAAGUAAAGCCAAAUCUUGGGAAUCUUUCUACUAACAGCAUCGAAAAUAAAAUUCAUUCGACUGAAAAGCCGAAGCGGAACAACAAUUCGACAUAGUUGCGCAACUCAUAGCAAUACUUUGAUAUUCGAUCUUCGCUGUGGAUCGAAAACGCUACUUAUAGUAGCGCUAAGAGCGGUAAUACGUACUUACAUAGCAUUCAAAAGCAAUAAAUAGGAGAUGUUCGAUCAAGCAGAUAUUGCGAUACUGUUGUUUUUCUGCAGAUACUCAGUUGAUUCAUCAAAUUUUUGCGUCGAAUAUGAUGCCUUCCUAUACUCUCUUGAGACUCGAAGUUCGCCACACUUUAGAAAACUAAUUAUAGCUUGUUGACACUUCUCCCAUUUUUAACUAAAAUCUAUUAAAUUGUCAUAGUUUACCAAGCGUUGAAAACUAAAUAUUGAUACUAUUCACACCAUACAUAUUUUAAAUUUGAAAUGAAUUCCUGGCAGUUCUGGUACAUUUACCAUUUAUAUCAUUUUGAUUUUGAGUUAUUUUUGUAAUGUAAUGAAUUAAUUUUUUUUCUGUUAUUUUAUUAUAAUUAUUAUUUUUUUUUUAAUUUGUUUAUUAUUUUUGUUUUUAAUUUCCAUCAUUUCAUUUUUUGUUCGUUCAUGCGUUGGGGUGUUAGAGGCCAUUGCUCAUUGUCAUUAUUGCAAUAUACCACAAACACAUACGCAUACAUACAUAUACAUACAUACACAUUAUAAUUUGUAAGUAAGUUGUUUCCAUGUCGUGAAUUUUAAACGCAUACUGCAAACAUUUACUUAGAAACUUAACUAGCGAAGUUCUCAAAGUGCAAUUGUGGUAGGUAAGCAAUGCGGCUACAUAAUAUCAAAUGCUUAAUGAUUAAUAAAUCAGAGGUUUCAAAAUACCUGUGGCGUACCUAACUGCGUUUAAAUAAAAUCAAAAUCAUGCUUCAUUAAAGAUCAUCGAACGUUCUCAUUGACGAAAACUCGAAAAGCCGGAAUCGUGCUGGUGUUAAACACUCCAAUGUUAUAUGUAUGUAUUUGAAUAUGUUUACCCAUUGAAAGAAAAUAUGAAAUUGCAAUGAAUGACAUUUUAAGCAAUUUAGUUGUUGAAGAAGUCUAUUGUUAAAUUAUGCUUGUUAUAUGCAUACACACACGUAAAUAAUGUAUCUAUCUAAAAUAAGAUGUGGCAAUUAAUUGUAAGCCGAAAAACAGAAAAACAUACAAUAUUUUGUGAAAAAAUGCGUGAUCAUCAUCAUAUAGAAGAAAUUUAUAACGAAAUAAUUUAUAACAAUUACAAAACAAAAAUUUAAAUUAAAUAAAGUAAAAGGAAAAACUAUUUAUAAACGAAAAAGUAAAUCAAAGCAAUAAAUAAGGAAAGUCUUAGUCUUUAGCAGAAAAGGUUGUAGUGAAAAGUGCAAAACGAAGCUAAGAAGCAAAUGUGUAAACAGCGGUGAAGAAAUUGUAAGCUGAAGUUGAACGGCGGCAAUUGAAAUUGAUUUGAUUUGUUUGUAGAUGUAUUAUGUAAUUGACAUGCGUGUACAUACAUAAUCAAUUCUCUCAACUGAAUGCACAUUGUCAAAAUAUGCGCCUGUGCAUUUUUCUGCAACGAAAGGUCAUUGAUAAUCGAAUUGAAAAUUUAGUUAGAGAACGAGAGAGAGGAGGGAGCAAUAAAAAAGUAGAAUUGUGUAAAAGUAUAAGCAUCACAUUACAGUUAAUUAUAUACAUAUGUAGCUCCAUAAUUGGAGAGCCGGCUUAAAUAAUCGGUUUUGAGAGUAAAAAAAAACAAACUGGCGAUGCGAAAAUUAUAGUACAUUCGUGAUAUUUUUAAAAGCAAAAAUAAUUUAGACUAUAUAAAACCAAAUAUUGCUGAUAAAACUAUUUGCAAAGCAGGUUUAGAUAAACUCAUUAUUAUCGCAGCUGUGCAUUUUUCGUAAGCUAUUUAAAGAAAAAACAUAAACAAACAAAUGCGAAAAUAAGCGAACAAACGAACAUUUGCCUACUUAUAGAACGUACAUACACAUGCACAUUCACACACACUCAAAAAUAAGUUGUAAUGCGGCGCAGCCGUUUGCUUUUGUAAGUCAAAUUUGUAAUUCAUGCCAAUUAGCAGGCAAACGCUGAAGCUAUUUACACAUACAACAAACUUAUACACACGAACAUGCAAGGCAAAUUAGAGAAAAAAAACAAAAAAUACGAAUAAAUUUUGCCAAACGCGCCAAGUUUUCCUAUUUUGCUUUUCUGUUUCAGUUUGGUCGGGAGUAAAUUCCUGGUGCAACAAAUGAUUUAUAUACAUACAUACAUAUGUGCUCAUAGGCUACAGCAACUUAUCAUACAUAAGUGUAAUUGCACAACUGUACAUGCAAAUGCAUGCAUGAAGAACAUACUUAGUGAGAAAAUAAAUAUGAGUAAUGAAAUACUGAAUAAAAUGGAUAAUGAGAAUAAAUACAAAAAUAAAAUCUAAAAACUUAAUAAUUAACUUGUAUAAAUAUACAUAAGUAUAUAUUUAUAUGAUUAUGUGUAUACGUACAUACAGACAUACAUAUAUUAUAUAUACAUAAGCAUCUAUGGUAUUGCAACAGAAUAAACACAGACAAGAGAUGAAAUUAGAUAAAUUUAUCAAAAGCAAAAAGCUAAGCAAAAACACCUAUCUUAUCCUUCCUGUUGACUUUAGCAGUAUACUUGUACAAGUAACAAACAAACCUACAUACAUGCAUACAAUACGAAGAACGUAAUUCUCAACAAAAAGUAAAGAAAUAUGAAAUUUAUAAAUUAUAACCCUACUGAAAUUAUCUACUGUUACCUAGACUACUCUGUACUAUGUAGUUAAUAAUUGAUAAUUUAUUAAUACCAUAGACUAAUAUUAUUUAUAAUAGAAUUAACAAAGAAGCGACUAAGAAAGAAGACUUCUAAGUGACUUAACACACAAAACUCAUAAGCGACAUGCACGUUAGAAAAAUCAGUAAAAAAUACAAAAUAAAAACUAAAAAACCUAAGAUAACAUAAAAUUUAAUGAAAACAAUAAAAAAACUGAAUGGAGAGAGAGACAUUCAAGCGAAUAAAAAAUAGUUCUCUUUUUGCAUAUGAGGUACAAUAAAUAUUGGAUUUCGGCAUUGUUGUAGUGAUUAAAAUUAUAUUCUUCAUCUUCUAUGACCAGUUUUGUAUUGAGCGUAUUUAAAUCGAUAACAGGCAUUGAAUAUACUUUUAUCAUAAAAAGGCGUUUAAAAUGCUUUUAUGCGCCGAGAACUGUGCCUCACCCUUUCUGAAACUACUUCCAAAAGAGUUCUUCUUAUAUAUGGAAUUUCAAUCCCAGCAAGAGAUGACUGUUGGCUUCAGUUUGAAGCGUUUGUGACUAAAAUAUCGGAAUUAAGGUCAAUAUGCCAGCAGUAUAAUAUUGAGGCUAUAGCUCGUUCCAAAAUAAUGUUAUUAGUUGCAGCUGAAAAACACUGCAAUGGGGUUUAAUUCAACCGAUAUGGUAGCACUGCUGAUAUCGCGUCACCUGCGAGUUGCAUACUUAUAGGCAGUCACUAUUUAGCAAUAGGAAAUGCAAUUCUGUAUGGUCGAAUUCCUUAUCCGCCAGAACAACAGAGUGACAAAACGAGACAUUUUCGACAGAGUUGUAUUUAGCUGCAAGUCGCUCUACAUUUUUAACCGUUAUUUGUUUACACACACACACUUACGUAGUUAAGUAGUGGUAAUGCCUAUGUGAGUAAGUAGUAGAGUAGUUUUGUUUUAAGAAAAUCUCUUGAACCUUUCAAUAUUUCAAAGAACGCAUUAUUUCUCCGCAGAUAUUUAAAGUAAACAGCAAACUAUCAAACGAACAAUAUGUGUGGAUCAGCGUAUGUUAGCUGAAGAGAUGGAGAAGAAUUCGGAGCGGUAUUAUUAAACCUAAAAAUAACAACCAGAAUAAGAAUAGUGUUAACUGAUUAUAACGUGAUGUGAUCGCUACCAAGUAGCGAGAGCUCGUGGGGACAAACAACGAAAUUUGUCGUUUGGUUCGUAUAUAUAAAGCCGAAGAUGCUUCCAUAAACUGAGUGGCAUUUGCAAACUGCACGUACAUACGAGACACAGAGGCUUUUAAAUAUUUUUUGUUACUUUUAAUUUUAUUUAGAAUAUUAGGCCUGACAAAGCAAUAUUUUCUAAGCAAGCAUUUAAACCAAGGUAGGACAACAUGGUUGAUUGCAUAACUAUUUUUCUCUUUCUGAUUUUCCGACGGUACUACUCAGAAUAUUUCCCAUUCCUCUCAAAACUCAUUAUGUUUGUGACAAAUUACUAAAGAAACAACAGCAUAAACUUAGCGAAAAUAUAUAUAAGUCCCAGCAUAAUUAAGAGCAGCACAUCAACACUAACUGCUGAAAUCUCUAUACUACCUAUUUCUUACAUUACCUUCGUUUGAUAUUGAUUUUUUAUUAUAUUUUCAUAUUUUCAAUUAGACUCUUUACAUGUGUAGUAUGAUAAACAAAAAUUGCAUUUAAAUUUCGAUUUGAAGUAACCAACACUUUUUUAAAUUAUGAAAAGAAAACCCACCCUUCAAAUUUUUUGAUUGUAAUUUAAUUAUGCAUUAACUACUUUAUUGAUUAUUUUGCUUGCAUUACAUAAAUUCGAUUUGGUCAAGUAAAAAUAACAUUAUCACAUUCUCCUUAACCUUACAAUCGGCAUUUCAUACAAAUUGUAUUAUGUACUAGUACGUUUUGUGAUCUCCAUGAUGAGUAUUGGUUAAUUGAAAUUUCUUUUAACAUUUGAAUUUGUGUCAUAUUUCUGUAUCGGAAAAUGUAUGAUGAUUUAAAAAACAAAAAACACUGAAACUAAAUAAUAAUACACAUAAAUAAAAAACUAAACUAAUGCAAAAACAACUGUUAAUCGACGCUGAAUAAAUGAAAUAAAUAAUGUAACCAUUUGAAGUUCUCAUUUCACGUCUGUACAAAUAAAUCGGAUCGGGUGUCAAUUCGCAUUAUAAUUACAUGUGUAUAUGUAACCUUACCUGAAAAAUAUGACUAAAGAUGAGCCUACAUUUAUUUCACCAAUAGCAUCGAUUCUCUGCUAUUUCCUUAGCGUUAUAGUGUCGCCUUUUUACAUUAUUUGCGGGUUGUCAGAUUUCCAUGAUGACAUUCUGACACCUAUUUUUGCGCCAUGUGGUUGUUUGACAGAUCAUAACGGUGAAGCUAUAAUGUCUAAUAUAGAAAAAGUUCUUCGUUUCCAAUUCGCAUUCGAUUUGUUCUCGCUGCUUUGCUUUCUCUCCCCAUCGUGCACCGAAGCAAAGCUUCAUCCCCAACUUUUUAUAAAAAAAAUGUAAACAUUUUCGGAAUAAUGGUCCAAAUUCAGCGAUUUUCUGUCAAUGAGUGGUCCAAUUGUGACUUAAAUUCAGCUUUUUUACUUAUUAAAGUCAUUCAAUAUCUGGUAAUCGACCGAUUUUAAAUAUUACACGGUCGCAAGACAUAUAUUCCAGCUUAGAAUAUAAUCUACAAUUUUGGAACUAUUUUCGAACACACAGGAAGUAUAAUGGCUUGGGCUUUAGAAAGAAUAUUAAGACCCCCGUGAUGUGAUUAGGAUUUAUUUAGUUUGCUGCUACAUUAAUUAUUGAGAGAAAUGUUUUCGACGCUUUACACUUUGGUACCAGCAAGGAGCGAGAGCUCUUAUAACUUCGAAGAAAGUUUAAUAUUUUUAUUCAUAUUUAAAUCUUAAUAAGAUAAAGCGAAAAUACCAUAGCGAUCUAAAUUUUUUAUUGUCGUGUUCAUCAAUUUUCGUAUAUAUCUGUUUCUGAUAGUCUGAUUUUGAGCGUCGCGACCCUUUUUGACUAAUGAUUAUGAAUUUGAAAAUAUUAUACUGGAUAACGAAAGUGAAAGUAUGAACAAAGUUCUGAAACGUAUUUAGGAAUUAACAUUCCUCUAUUUUACAUACAUUUCCAGCGAUUUCGAACAUUACAGGGAAAGGGUCCUGCGUAGUGUAUAUGGUACGAGUACAGUGACAGUGACAGGCAGUAAUAAAGCACGAAUUGAAUGAUUGGCCUGUGGAAAAGACUUCAACUGUAAUUUUAAGAAUUUCCACUCCAUGAGAUAUCAAUUAGGCAAAUAAAACUUGAGUACCAAGUACCCGUAAAUAAGCAGAGGUUAGGAUGAAACACAUGUGAAUUGCACAAAAGGCAUUUUUAGGUUUGGAAAAGUUGCACACGAUGUUUUUUUCGAACUGCUAAAAACACGUACACUAAUUAAUAUACAUACAUAUAUGUAUAUGAAAUAUAUAUAAAAUGUAAAUGCAAAUAAAGAAACUAAAUGUAAUUACACGAAAGCGUAGAAGUUCAUGAAAUACUGAAUUAUAUACAUACAUUUACGGUUGUGUCAAAUUAUAUAAAUAAUUACGUACAGACUACAUGUAUAAGCAUACAUACAUAGAUUCAUAAAUACUUGUAUGUAGGAUGCUAACGUAACAAAUAUAGGAUAUUAUAUUAUACAUAUGUAUAUUGUAUAUUUUUUAAAUAAGUGGUAUAUAUUGAACAAAAACGAAAACACAAAACAAACUCUAUACAAAUCUCGAUGUGGUCUAUUUAUCCUAACAAAACAUUGUUUGACGCCCUCAAUAUACUUACAUAUGUAUGUAUAUAUAAGUGCGUGUACGUUUGUGCAGCCGUGUGUAAGUAUACGAAUUUGUUAAAGUUGUAAAGCAAAUAUGCAAUAUUAAGUAAUAUGUAAUAUUAUAGUAACACAAUAAAUAGUUUAACUUAAUUAUACAAAUUGAACAUAACUUUUGGCCUAGUAAAUGAACAUACAGCAAAUAUUAGCUGCAACUAUUUAUUAUUUUACAAAAAAAAAAAAUUAUAAAAAACUAUAAAAAAAAAUCCUAGACACUACUUAGAAAAUUAAUGAAUACUAUAAAGUAAUGAAAGACACUUGAAAAUCUUGAAUGAAAUCAACAAAAACCGUUAGAGCUCAAUUACUCGUAUAAGUAAUCAAGUAAUCGCAUGCUUACAUAACCUGCCAUAUUUAAUUUUAUAUUUUUAAAAUGUUUAAAACAAUUCGCAGAUUUACCGCAACAUAAAAAUUUAAAGAAGCUAAGCUUUCUUUGAAGGUUUAUUUAAAAUUUUCAUUAACAAUAUUUUUAUGUAUUCAUUAGGGUACCUUAUUCACAGUAUCUAAAGCAAAACAUUAAACGUUUUGUUUGGCCCACCUUAAUAGUUAUACACAUUACAAAUCAGAAGAGAAACUUCAUGUCUGACCACAUUCUGAUAUACAGUUUGAAAACAUAAAUUAAAUUCUGAGAAUAUAUUUCGUAUUUUCAAAAUCUUUUAAAAAUAAAGUUUGUAGAAGAAGAGUGAAAAUAAUAGGAAAAAAUUUUACCGAGAAAUGGUAGGCACUAUGAAAUAUACUAUAUAUUUAUAACAAAUAAGUUCUGAGUCAGCAAACCCAAAAAGUGUGAUAUUUCUGUAAUAAUUCAACGAUGGCCACAACCUUUGGAGUUUACACGAUUAAUAUCAAACGUAGAUUAGACUCCAUGUCUUCUUUCUGAAUAGAGAAAGCUUUGUCGCAGAACUUACCACAAAGUAUCUCCAACUCAGACUAACCUAACUUUUUUGAAAAGCUUAUCAGACAGAGCACUUGGUAAUAAACAAUCUCCAUAUUUUGAAAACUGUUUGGCGCUGGUUGAAAAAUCUGAGAUUGAGAGUUUUUCGAGAUUCGAACACUUCAAAGACACUGUUUACCCCGUUUAAGAGUACUCUAAGUAAAGUUUCAAUGCAUUUGCAUAUUAUAUUAUAUUUGUGUUAUGUGAUUGUGUGUAAGCAUGCGGUUGCCAAUUAUUAUUUAAGCUGAUUUAGCUGUCUUCAAAAAUGCUCCAAAUAUGUAGGCAAAAAGAACGUUGAAUCUAUAAAACGAAAUUGAAAUAGAAAAAAACUCUUGUUGGCGACACUAAUCGAAACUAUUUGUGAAAUUAUAAUUUGCAUAAAUCAAUUAUUUAGGAAUAUACUUAAAAAAGUAAGAAUUAUAAUUAAAUAAUACUAAAGUACAUGAAUACAAUAAUUAUAUGCAACGAAGAUUUAUGUAAAAUUAUUGUGUAGAUAGAUUAAGCGAGCAAGGGCUGUUUAAAUAUGAAUUUAAUUUUCCAUACCACAAAUCAUACAAACUGAAGUAUUAAACUCAUAUUAACCGUUGUUUUCAUUAUUUAUAAUUUUAUUCUGAGGAAUCCAGUAACUCGAAAAUUAUUAUAUUUGUUAAAGUUAUACGAGUAUUUCACUACGAGGGUGACAAGUGACAACUAGUUACAGCAUUCAUUGAUUCUUUGUCUAUAUAAAUAUGAUUUUAUACAGACACAGAAUCUGCAUUGAGAUAAGUCCUGAGGUUGCGCCUGUUCCUCUGAAGCUGCUUCACUGGUAGCAUCUCUGGCGAGACAUUGACACAGUCGAUGCCAAAGUCGAGACCUGCUCAAAAGCGUCUUAGAAAGUUAGUAUUUCAGUCAUCGCAACUAGAAGAACUAGUUUUCAAAAAGCAGACUUCAAGCAGCGAACUUCCAUAUGUACCUAUUUCUUAAGCUACUUGAAUAAAAGUAUCUCUCACAAGUUAAAUAUCGCCAGAAGUGGAUGUUGUAUUUUAACAAUUUUUAUUCGUACAAGCAGAGGCUUUUUGGAAAAAUAUGAUAUUUUUUGGCUGCAAGAGUGAUUGCUAAUUUGAAGUAUGGUCAAUGUCAAACCGAAAGAUUCCAAUAUAUACAAAUGUAGAUCAUUGGAAAAAGAAGAUAAGUCUAAUUAUCAACAGUUUGGUUUAGUUAAAAGAUUGCAGCUAAGAAGGAUCUCACCCAACAUUAUCAGCAACAGUUACUUUUAGCCAAUUUUUGUAAUGUGGUUCAAAAUGUAUACGUAUACAUUUUUUAUAUUCGACCUUUGAAACUUUUUAAGGCCAAUGCAAUAAAAAGCUGUAAAAGAAAAGUUGUGAGGUUCAUUGUUGUCUCUCUGUGAAAAUUAUAAUUAUUUUCCUUAUAUGUAGUUUUCAAAUAAUUCUAAAAUUAAAUGAUUUAUUUUCUCCUUUGUAAAUACAGUAAAUUCUACUCAUUACUUAUUCAUUUAAUAACAUAAUAUAUAUAAUAGUUAUAUACAUUUAUAUGACUUUGUUAUCAUUGAAAAUGCAUAAAGCGCUCUCUUUUAUAAAAGUGUACAAAUUGUAUGUAUGUAAUUGUUUAAAAACGUACAUAUACACCACAACUGUAAGAUAUUUACGAGAAAAUGAUCAUCAUAUACAAACAACUCUAUUUUGAUGCGUUUUAUUAUAGUGAACAAAUGUAAGAUUUGAUUUUUUGAAACACAUACAUAUAUACUAACUGCAAUACAAGUAUUGAUUAACUAAAUUAUAAAGUAAAAUUAUUUCCGUACCCAUUAUCCAGAUUUAUUAAGAGUAAUGACUAUAUUCCGGCAAAAAAUCGUAGUAAAUGUAACAGAGAUAUGUAUAUGUAAGUAAGCCACCGAUUUUCGCCAACGAGAUUUGAUUACCGAAGUCAUUAAGAAAAUCUACUGGAACAAUAUUAUAUGUUGUUGUUGCAUUUUGCUGGCACAUACUUAAGUACUCGUAUGUGUAUAAAACCAUAUGUGUAUGAAAAGGUAUUUAUUUUCAUAGCAGUUAACAGCAGAAAUCAAAAUUAAGCACCCACAUGUAUGCAUGUGUAAAUUAGAUUUGCAUGAGACGAAAAGUGUUUAUAUCAUUUGGAAAUUGGUUUUCAAAAUUGUUAAGAAUUCAAAUGAAAUUGUAGCGCAAAAUGGUUUCACCGAAAUUGUUGAGUAUUUUUUACUAUAUGUGUACGAUAUUUACUUAGUACAUAUGUAUGUGCAUAUGUGUUUACAUAUGACAAAAACGAUUUAUUAUUAUUCGUGCAUCCGCAUAUAGAUGUGCUUAUAUAUAUACAAAUACCCGUUUAUAUACUAAAUGCAAUCAAAUGCCAGUCAACGGAUCGCCCGUCGAAGCAUCGAAAUACAUUAUUCGAUGGCAUGAAAAUAUUCCCAACUUCCUCUUCAUAUAAUUUCUUAUUUAUUCUUCCCAUCUGGUACACAUAAUUAGCGCUGGCCCUUUUUUGUAUUUGUAUUAAGGAAUGCUAAUAUUAACUUCUAGUUAAAUUUGACAAUGGAAAAGGAAAACUUUUUCAGCCUCAUACUAUGUCAAACCAAUGGUAGCUUCAUGUCUUAUGUGCUAUGGAACAAUUUCUGCUUUUCAUCGUGGCUUUAUCUGCGCUAAUUUACUUUCUUGUUUUAUAAAUACUUUCCUGAAACAGAAUUUAAACUACUUCUAAUAAAACAAUUUUCAUAUACAUAUGUAUGUAAAUAUGUUAUAUCUUGCAUUUUCAAUUCAAAUUGUCUUUCAUUUCUAUUAUAAUCACUUUGGUCGCACUUUGCAGACACAUCAUAAGUAAGCCUAUCUGAGACAUAUUCGAAGUACUUAACUGUUUAUUUUAAAAUAAUUUUCCAUAUCUGAGCCAGCAUCCAACUUAAAACCGACGCAUACUAAAUUCUGUUUACUCCCGACUUCCACGUUAUUGUGAAUUUCCUCAAACGAAUUAUGUGCAUAGGACGGUUGGGAAACCUUCGACAGUUUUUCUCUUAUAGUGGAACCCAAAACUUGUCUUUAUUAUGUCAGUCGCAAAAAGUUUAGACAUUAUAAGAAGUCAAAUCAAAUUACAGAUUCUUCCCAAUUUUUUAUUCUUUAUGACUGUCAAGUUAACAGGCGAAGUAUUAAUAUGCUGUUGAGUAUAAAUAUUAUGAGACAUGCUAGUCGUAAAAAAGGCUUAUGGAUUUCCGUAUCGAUCGAAUAAGUAAAAGCGGUUGCAUGAGAGGUCUCCCCUGAAUGUCGCAGCAAUUUUACGAUUUGUCAAUAAUCCCAAAAUUUGUUGUGUUAUGCCUCGUUUAUACUUUGCCUUUUUAUGAAGAAUUUGUAAUACUUGUUAACAUAACUGCAAUUAACUAAAGAAAAGCCAAUCUAAAUAAGAUUUUUUUUUGUAUUCAAAAAAGCAUACAAAACAAUAUGAGAAUGCAUUGGUUUGACAUGGCACACUCUGUAUUUCAAUAAAAUUCUUUUAUUUAUGAAUUCACUGUUAUUUUCUGAAUUUAUAAAACUUCCAAUGUCUCCAUUCCAUUCCUUCAAAUAAAAAAUUAAUAUUCAAAAUUUUGUGAAUUGGGUUAAUCCGUAGCGAUCACGUCUUCACUGUUAUUUAUAUGAUAAUUGUUAUACAUAAGUAUAUACAUAUAUACUACAUGCGAUCUUGUCGAAAACUACAAAAAUAAUUAAUUAAUAAUUUAUUAUAUUGAAAAGUGUAAAUGCUGAUCUCUACUGUGUUCUAUCUGAUUAACGAUAAAAAAAUAAGUGAGAAAAAUUUAUCGAAUCAAAAAAUUACAAAUAUGGCAUCAAGUUCAACUCAUAAAAACCAACACGAUUAUUGCAAAUAAAAUAAAAAAGUGUAAUAAAACAAAUAUAUAUACAUGCAAACAUAAAUAUAUACAUAGCCAUAAAUAUAGAGGUACAUAUAUUUUCUCUUUUGAGACGAGAUAGUUUUAAAAUUGAGACAAUGAAUAUUAAAAUUGUAUAAUAUGAAGCAGCAAACCAAAUAUUGUAUUGUAUCGUAUUAUAUGUACGAAUAUACCAUUAUUAAAAUGAUUGUUGAAAUGUGAGAAAUUAUUGUAAUUUAAACAAAUAAAUAUACUGAAUAUAUAUAAAGUAAUAACAAACAUGAAAUGUGUCUUCAUAACAUUAACAAUGCAUGACAUACAUACAUACAUACAUGCAUGCAUGCAUAUGAACUUCUAAAUUAUGUUAAAUGUACUUGUCGCAUUUUUCAAUUGAAACGAUAAAACAGCGGCGAUUGAAUUUUGAAAAAUCAAACACAUUUAUCUACGAGUACUAACGGUACAAUGCUGCACAUGUUCAUAUACAUACAUAUAUGUAGUAAUAUAUACUUGCAUAUGUGUGCAUUAUAGUGGUACAACCAAUCUGUGCAGACUUCACUUGCAACGAACCCGAUUUUCACACUUCACGCACACACACACACAUUCACUCACUCAAAAUGCCUAUGUCCCUAAGUAUCAAGGAGCAUGCGCGUUGAAAGUGCAGAACUCAACUCGUCUACACACAUUUGAACUAAGUAUCCAAUAAAGAAAAUCGAAAGCAAAAAAAUAAAAUAAAAAACAAAAAACAAGAAAAAACAGUUACAAAUAAAUAUACAACUUAUUUAGAUGAAGUAUACAGUACAUACAAAUAUUUCCAGUAAAUAUGGUAAAUGUGUCAGAAAUUAACAAAAUUAACAGAAUUAAUAUAUCAAAUAAACUAAUACUCACACAAGUGGCAAAACCUAACAGAUAUUUGACAGUCACACAUACACACUUACAACAAAGGUAAAACCAAUACACAGAUACAUAUGAAUGUGCGAUAUUUGGAAGCACAAACUUGAAACGGAAAUAGUAGAAAGGAAAUGCACGCAAUACUCGUACGUAUGUAUGUGUGUAGUACAACGCGAAUUCACGAAUUCAUUUCCGGCGCAAGGAAAUCGGUAAACGAGAAGACGAGUACGAGUGUGGCAUGAACAGUGGGCGCGCUGAUGAAGCGAUAAAGAAAUUCAUAAAAAUAUAUAUACAUAUAUAUAUAAAGUGUAAUUAUAAAGGCUGUAAUUUUAAGUAAAUACAAUUAAAUAAAUUCGACACAAGAAGAUAAUGUUGAAAAUAAAACGUAAAUAAAUAAAUAUAAAUAUACUGAACACGUAAAAUACUGAAAAGAGAUACAUUUCACCCACUCAAAGAAAUUACCUAAAAUUAAUCUUACAAUAAAUAUACAUAUACUAAAUAUUUAUGACAACUCUAUGUAUGUAAUAAUAAAAUAUAAAAAAGAUAAUAAACUAACACUAAAUAAAUAUUCGUAAAAUCAUCUGAAA
Bactrocera neohumeralis is the source of this 17712-nucleotide messenger RNA. Its product is annotated as protein boule. Gene Ontology annotation, molecular function: RNA binding. Bases 736 to 1320 code for a protein of 194 amino acids. Lineage: Eukaryota; Metazoa; Arthropoda; Insecta; Diptera; Tephritidae. The record is from RefSeq and is a predicted model, not a curated record. The transcript is spliced from 9 exons.